AGGGACGGAUCCUUUUUAAACUUGAUAAGAUUUGCCCCGAUGAAAUUAAUGUUUUACACCUGGGUCGGAAGAGAGAGGCUACUGUUUAGUCUAGACUAGUCUCGCCUUCUCUGAAUUUAGACUACAUACAACGCUUUGCGUGACGGAAGAGACAAAUCAAGUGCGUAGUCUAUUAAAAAUAUUACUGAGUGGAGUCUGUCUCACUACAGAACAAUUAAGCUACUGUGCUUGAUUGAAGAUUGAAGACAAGACUAAAUGGAAGACCAGACUGUAUAGACCUCACCCUUGUGUUUUAUGCUAAAAUAACGCUACUACAGUUUGAAGUAAUUAAUUGCCGAGAGCCAAGACUCAGAAAAGCAUGAGUCUGCUCGCGCACUUUGCCGUCCUUUUAGGACUAUUUUUUCCGGUGAAAGCUUUGGACUUUACCCACAAACCGAGAGUGACAUUGACAGACAAAGAUGUGAGCUUCCUAAGAAUCCACCUGUCUGGGAAUAACAGCCAUAUAGAGCUCCUGCAUGGCCCUCAUGACAACAUAGUAUAUGCUACAGGCCACAUAAGCCUGUUCCAGGCAAACUUCCACAGUUCUAAGACCUCUAGAAUGGACUGUCACUAUAACAUCACUGUUUUACACAUGACUAAAGAUCCAAACCAACUGUUCCUGUGUGGAACCAAUGGACAACAACACACAUUGUGCUGUUACAUGAACCCAUCAGACGACCCRUUUAUCUGCACUCCAUCCAAGGGCAUCCAAGACAUUGGUCAACACAUAAAUSAAAGAGAGCCGUCGCUCCUCAUUGUUUCUUCUGAGGUAGAGGAGUUCUACAUCACUCWCUCAGGCACAGAGGGUUCCGUGGGGAUCAACAGGUUUGGGGAGAACAGGAUAUGGACAAACAGUAAAACAGAACAGAGAUAUGUGAGUUUGGUGGCUAGCGGGCAGAGAGAGGAUCGUCUGCAGGACARACUAUAUGCUUUCUACAUAGAGAAGAUCCGAGACCCGAGUUUAGACUCUGAUCUCUGGGUUCCCCGGGUUGCUCAAGUCUGCAUGGUGUUUUAAUGCCAUUCCAUUUGCUCCGUUCCGGCCAUUAUUAUGAGCCGUUCUCCCCAGCAGCCUCCACUGGUAAGCACUACAUACUGUAGAACAUGAAUCAUGCCUGCACUGUAUGWAAUCACCAGUGUUGCAGUUUAGUUCAGAAAAUAUUUGUAGAUCUUUCAUAUGUGGUACCACUCCAUUUCUGCCCAUUUAAGCCCUUAAUUAAGACUAAUUCCAUCGGGGUCUCCUUGAGUGGUGUGUGCACUGCCCACUGUGAUUAUCUUAGYAUGUCUGUGGUUGCAUGUGUGUUCCAGGCYGAUMKUGGAGGACCUAAGGGCUAUCUGCAGUUCAYGUGGACCUCCAAGCUGAGUGCCAGGCUCUUCUGUGGAGAACAUGGCAGCAGGCUGUCCUUCACCCAGCUAGUGGACGUGAACACUGUUCUGGCAGAAAGGUGGCAGGAUACCAGGGUCUAUGCACUCUUCAGGAAUGGCUGGGGUAUGAGUGCUGUAUGUGUCUACACCAUAGCAGAUAUUGACCGCAUCUUUAAAACCUCCAACUUCAAGGGACACACGGRGUCCGUUCCAAGCCCACGACCU
Salvelinus sp. IW2-2015 is the source of this 1626-nucleotide messenger RNA. Lineage: Eukaryota; Metazoa; Chordata; Actinopteri; Salmoniformes; Salmonidae. The record is from RefSeq and is a predicted model, not a curated record.